Molecule: messenger RNA, 972 nt
Organism: Saccostrea echinata
Lineage: Eukaryota; Metazoa; Mollusca; Bivalvia; Ostreida; Ostreidae
Product: protocatechuate 3,4-dioxygenase beta chain-like
Exons: 2
Coding region: 200-916 (238 amino acids)
Molecular function (GO): ferric iron binding; oxidoreductase activity, acting on single donors with incorporation of molecular oxygen, incorporation of two atoms of oxygen
Source: RefSeq, a predicted model, not a curated record
CUCUAUGGUGUUGAUGAAUUCUUUUGUACUGACUUGUAGACCGAAUUUUCUGGUGAUUGCCUUUCUACUCGGAGAGUUAACCAGCUGAAAAAAUCCACUGUGAUUACAGACUCAUCUAUAUUCAUGAAAAUUUCUGUUUAAGACAGGAUCUUUUGAAAAUCCCGACAGUUCUGCUAUCUUCAUUUGUUCUCUUACUCAGAUGACAGACAUGAUUCUUAGGACUUGGAUUUUUGUAGUUUACCUUUUCCUAGAUGAAGUUGUUGGACAAAAUCAACAAAGUGUCGACAAGAAGGAAAGUAGACAACAGUCAAAAAAUUCAAAUGCAUCUCGGAAGGAGUAUUGUAAACCAACACCAGCCGAUAUUUAUGGUCCAUACUAUAUAACACAUUCAAAUAGAUUAAUUCAGUACUGCACCGGAAACCCACGAAGUUACUACAACCGCACGCUUACAGUUCAUGGACAUGUGCUCGGCGAGGAUUGUAAGAUUAUUCCGGAUACAAAGAUAGAAAUCUGGCAGGCUGACGUUAACGGGAAAUAUCACAGUAAAGAUUGUCGUGGAUACAUCAUCACAGACAAAAACGGGUAUUACGAGUUCACAACUGUACAUCCAGGCAGAUACUCCAUUAUACAAGGACAGACAUAUACUCGGCCCCGUCAUAUUCAUUUUAAAGUACAUGGUGGACUGGAUCAUAUGGGGGUGGUAACCCAGAUGUACUUCAAAGGUGAUCCAUACCUAGGUAUGAAUGAUGGAUGUAGGGGUUGCUCUUCAGGAAAGGACCAACUUCAAACUAGGCCGGAACUUUUCUGCGAUAACAAUCUUUGUAUAAUCACUGUAAAAUUCGAUAUUGUCUUACAGACUAAGCCACAUGGUCAACAUUCACGUGAUAUGUUUAAUGUACUUAAUCGAAAAAAGUGACCAAUUAUUUUCAAGAAUUCUUAACAAUGGAGAAAGCUGUAAAACAAUCUGCAAUA